CAAAGUUUAAAGUUGUUUAGAGUUUUGUGUGUUGAACUGCGAAUUUUUAUUAGUAUACGUUAUAGAAUCUGUCAAAUUCGUCUUGAAAAAGACGUAAAAAUAUUAAUUGAUUAGUUAAUUGACGGAUUGAUUUAGCCAGGUAAAGUUAGAGUUUAUUUUUAAUGCUUUGCGUAUAAAAUACCUAAGAUUUAUCAGUCAUAUUUUAAGAUUAUCUUUAAAUAAUCUAUAAGAGAAAUAAAUCCGUAGGUUAAAAAUAAAGUAUUGUAAUGGCUGAAGGAAGAGAACCUGAAAAUUAUGAACAAUCUAGUCGUCUGAAAGCUUUAGACGGUUUAAGGAAAACGGAUAUUAUUGAAGAAAUCGAUAAUAGAAGAUUGGGCUAUGAACAAGAAGGAGAUUACGAUGUAAAAUUUCAAAGAGCCGACUCAGAUGAUGGUCAAGAAGUGGUAUGGUUUGAAAAAGAAAAUGGCGUUGGCAUAUCAGAUAAACCGCAAAGGAAAUGGAAGGAUAUUGACGUCAGUCCGGCAGCCAAAUUAUAUAAAGCGGACAGUGAUCAAGACCUCCUCCUAAAUAAGUCAAAAAUGCAAAGAGCAUAUCAUAGGGUACGAAAAAAUUUACAUAAUAAAACAUUACAUUUAUAUACAUUAUCUGAGCUAAUUAUUUAAUGCUCUUUAUUCAUCAUUGACAGACAAAGAGGACUGUAACUUCCUCCCACUACUGCCAGUUUUGUCGAUCUCUUUGUGAACGCCAUCGUUGGCUUAUGGGUUCAAUUGUUGCGAUACUAAUUAUACUUAUGUACUGUCUAAUUAUUAUAAUUAUUGUAAAAUCGUUAGGAUAGAUGCAAAAAAAUACAGUUACAAACUGUUGUAAUAUUGGGACAUUCUAUUAUAUCUAUAUACUGUGUAUGUAUACUGUAUGUAGAGGAUAUAAAUUAUAUCUAUAAUAGUAUUUCGAUAUUUAUAUACAUUGCUUUGUAAAAUAUGCGAAGAAAAGAAAUAGCAUUCUUACAGAAUGAUUAUGGGCAAUAUUUGUUAAUUUAUUUAGUAUCAAUAUCUUUAAUUGACAGCUAAUCUCUCUCUCUCUCUCUCUUUACGGUCAAGGUUUGAUACAUUGGAAAGUUUUCUAAAUAUAGAUUGGAAAUUUAUUAGGAUUACUACAGAUAGAAUAUUAUUUUAGAGAAAUAGUUAAAAAUAAAUUAAUUUGAUACAUAGUCAAUAGUUAUGAAAAAAGUUUCCGUUCACGAUUUAUCGGCAAAACUAUGUAUAUAGGUGUUGAUUUUCUUUUUGUUAUGGCUAGCUACAUACUCUUCUCUCUUUCUUCCUAUUGAUACAAUUGCUAUUUAAAGGAUAAUCCGAAUCAUCUUUAUUUCUAUCAAUGUUUUUUUAUAACGUAAGUUGUUACUAAAAAAGACAUAAGCAAAUUUAUUUUAUUCAACCUACUUCCGGUAGCGUCACCUUGCCUUUUUUUUAUCGUCUAGAUAAAAAAUUGCCUAGGUCGGAAAAGGGCAGGAUAUAAACUUAAUUAUUGCGUAAUGACAACUGAAAGAGUUUCGCAGAAAGAAAUUAUGUUUUUCUUUUGGGAAUUCUUCACAUAAAAGUCCGUUUUGCAGACAUAUAUACUGUAUAUAUUUAUAAUAAAAAUAUGUCUACCCUUGCUAUACUGAACAGUUUGAAGAAUGGAAGGAUUGUUAUGUCCAUUUCGUGUAUCAAAUACAAAAUAAACUGUUUAAAAAGUUAAUAAUAUCCAAUAAAUAAACUAACAA
Molecule: messenger RNA, 1759 nt
Organism: Dimorphilus gyrociliatus
Lineage: Eukaryota; Metazoa; Annelida; Polychaeta; Dinophilidae
Source: the annotation of a GenBank genome assembly